Molecule: messenger RNA, 5019 nt
Organism: Anopheles merus
Lineage: Eukaryota; Metazoa; Arthropoda; Insecta; Diptera; Culicidae
Product: serine/threonine-protein kinase ATM-like
Exons: 10
Coding region: 309-4976 (1555 amino acids)
Biological process (GO): DNA repair
Molecular function (GO): protein binding; protein serine/threonine kinase activity
Source: RefSeq, a predicted model, not a curated record
UAAGCACGGUAGAUCUUAAAGAUUACGUGUCGGAAAUUAUCAAACACCUCACCCACCGAUUGAACGAUCACGUUGAGCUGGGCAAGCUGUUGGACCAGGACCUGCCAAGCUGCUUCGUUGCCGAUCUGUCGCUUAGCAAAGCCACUUACUCGACGGCGCUCGAGCACCUGAAACAGUCGGUAUGGGGAUCGCAAUCGUUCAAGUACACGCUGCUGAGCAAUUUGUGUUUUAAAAACAGCUCACCAAUUGAACGCACCCUAACGGAUGUCAAACGCUGGCUUUGGGCGGCUGAUGAACCGGAGCAGAAAAUGGUACAUCUCUUCCAGUACACGGUGUUUCUCGACCAUCUGAAAGAGUACAUCGGACAGCAGAAGGAACGCGCGUUCAAACCCUAUCUCGUGCGAGAUGUGGUGUAUUUCCUGUGCAACUUGUUGUCCUCCUUUCCCGCCCUACGACUUGCCACGCUCAACAGCUUCGGGCGGUUCCUGGAGCACGUGGUCGCAUCUAGCGAUGCGUGCGAGCUGCUCUCGGAACAUUUGCACUUCAUAGUGUCAUCAUUGCUGGAGGUGGAAAAUGUCGAUCCGGCAUCGGAGAUUUCUCAAAAAUCGCUAACUCUGCUACGGUUUCUGAUCUUACAACACUCUGCCGCGUUUGCGGGUGCGAUCGGUAAGCUGAAUUAUCUACCAAAGGACGAACGAUUCGAUCAGUUGCGGCUUGCUAUAUCGCGCCAAAAAACGAUCGGUCAUGAAAAUGUGCUGCCAAGGGAAGAAAUCGCGGCGCUGAUUGAGUUGCCCAAUUUAAGAUACGAAGAUUUGGCUGCGCUGAAGAUUGUGCUCACCACCAAAAAGAAAGAUCUAAAAUUAUUGUGCGAUGAGCUGAGCGAGCAAAGCGCAUCGUCGGGCGCUAAUGGGGAAAGCGUGCUUCAUCGGUUAGUCUACACUUUGCUGGAAGUUGUGCGCAGCUCCCCGUUCGACAAGCGAUCGAUGGAAGCUCUCCGAUGUUUGAGUGAAAUAGGACCGAUCGAUCUGGGAACAAUGCUGUUAAAAUCCGACGCAGAAAUGAUUGCUUACGAUACGAUCAACAACUCGAAGGAAGCAAUCGAACGAUGUGCUGCGGUGCUGCUGAGCGAAUUGAACGAGCUGAUAACGAACAGAAACGUUCCGGUUGCAAACUACGCCUCACUGAUUUGCUACAAAAUGCUGUACGGAAAAACAUUCCAUGCUUUGGCGGCCAAACUACCAACACUGCACCCAUUUUUGGGAACUUCUGCGGAAGAGAUCAAACUCUUCACUCGUACCACCGGACGCAGUUUGUCGUUGCGGCCAAUGCUUGCCAACGAACGGAUCGAGUACAGCGCUUUUGUGCAGCAGCUGUCAGCCGCGUUGCUGUCAUUUUUGGGAAAUACGAUGAUUAAAAAGCUGGCCGAACAGGAAACGACAUUCGUCGAGAAGCUUGUCCCUUUGCUGGUACAGAUAACGAUAAAGCAAUUCGAAGAGUCAAUCAUCGAUAGCAUGGGCAGCUUUAUUAAUGAGUUUUUCAACGAGUUCGCUGCCAUUCAAAAUGAGGUUCACAAUAUUUUCAAUGACCCGAAAGCUAUUCAACUGAUGCUUACCAUCGUGGAGUGUGUUCGGAUACAUAAUCAAUGCUUUCCACAGUACAAAAUUUCCGUUAACUAUCUACGAAUCGCACAAGCGUCUCAAUUCUGUCAGGCACACUUUAAAGCCAUCCUGUAUGGUGACCUCUGGUACCGGGAGGAAGAGGAGCAAGGCAAGCAUGAUGCCAAACGACACCCGGAACUGCAAAACAUAAUGAAAUCAUGCCAUUUGGCGAUCGGCGUAAACGAUGCAGUUAAAUCAUUCCUCAACCCAAUCCAGGAACGGAUGGAAUAUUACCGUCUAGAGCAGAAUUACGCCAGAUGCUUGGUUAUGCAAGAUGCAAGCACACCGUGGUCGCAAGAUACCGCCCUGGACAGUGCGGGCACACAGAAUGCCAUCUUGCAAACACUGAAAGACUCCUCACUGUACGGUUUGGCUAGAUCGUUACAUGUCGCACCGCAACAGAUUGAUUACGAGUGUGCCUGGCGGCUGUCCGACUGGAAUGUACUAUUCGACGCGGACGGCGGUGUUGGUCCCAAUGUCCCGAAGAGAGCACCGGCUGCCGGUUCGAGCGCGCUGCUCCUACAGUCGCGAUCCUUCGAGCGAGCGCAUUACAAAGCGCUCAAGUGUUUGCAGCUGCGCGAUGAACUCGCGGUGGAAAGUGCGAUCGUGGCAGCGCAGCGUGCCGUUAGCGAACUUUUCAAGCUUACCAGCAUCGAAUCCACCAAACACAUCUACCACGGGCUGUGCCGGUUGCGGAUGCUGCAGCAGAUCGAAGACUUCGGUGAGGUACACUUCUCCAGACAGAUCGACUGCGAGCAGGACCUGCUGAACCGGUGGAGGGAACAGGACGAGCUGCCGCACAGCGAGUUCACGCUGCUGGAAACGAUCCUUUCCCAGCGGCUGUCCAUCUUCAGCACGGCCGGGAUUCGUGCGAAACGUAAAUGGGUACCGCCGGCAGUGUACAGCACGCUGCUGCUGCUGAUCCACGAAUCGCGCCUGCGAGGCUUCGUGGACUGUGCGGUACGGAAUGUGGUGCUGAUCGGGAAGCAGGAGCUGCCGGCCAACGUGCAGUCGGUGGUGAUGCUGGAAAAUGCACAGCUCAAUUGGAGUGCCGGCCAGCCGGUGCUGGCGAAGGAGUUGGCGUGGGAAGUAAUGAACAGCGCCAAGUACACUGAUCCGAUGGUGAAGGGAGUGGCGUGUCGCCUUUACGGUGAGUUCCUUGCCGAAGGACACUCGCAGGAGAUCAAGUCGCUAUGCUCGGACUACUUUCAACAAGCGGAAAAAUAUGUCCAGUUUGUGCUGUCGCGACAGGCGGCGGCGACGGCUGCGGGUGGCGAACAGAAAACCUCGCCCGGGAACGUUCCCGCUAACCAUCGUUGCUUCGACGUGGAUCGUAACUUCACCGUGCAGCACACCGUCGCGAAGUACGCGGAUCGUGAAUUUGUGCGGCUCACCAAAUUCAUCCGCUCUCAGGAGUGGGAGGCACGGAAAACGAAUCUCGCCCGCAUGGAGGUCGAGCUGGUCCGCCUGAGGGAGGAAACGCAACGUGCCACCGAUCAGCGGCGCAAAGAUCUUGGCCGUUCGCUUCACUUUAUGCAGAAAAACUUGCAGCGCGACAAGAAAGCGGCCGAAGAGGUGGAACAGAAUCGCUGGGACUACUUGAAUCUGGCACUGUGCUAUUAUCUGAUGUACGCGAAACAGAGCACGAUCGUGAGCGACAUGGUGAUAUUUAGGAUCAUGUCGCUGUGGUUGAACAAUCAGGAAAAUACGAGCGCAAAGGAGUUGAUCGAAGAGUCGCUGCUUACCAUUCCUUCGUACAAGUUUAUUGCCGUUUUACCGCAGCUUACACCGCGCGUCGGGCUGGACAGUGGGGACGGUGCGCUGGUGCAGAAAGCUUUGAUAAGAUGCGCCCUGGACCAUCCCCAUCACACGCUUCCGUUUGUGUUUGCGCAGCUGCAUGCGUAUAAAGAUCAACCGGAUCACGAAACUCCCACCAACGAUAACCGUUUAAUGGGUGUGCGGGAGGUGUACAAAAAGCUGCGCAAAGAACCAACGCUCGAGCAAAUGUUGCACCAAACAGAGAGAAUGAAUCUCGCCCUGAUCGAGCUGGCCAACAAAACGCUCUCCAGCAGUCCCUCCUUCCGGGAGUACACCAUGACGAAACGUGAUCCGCUCGGGCAGCUGGAAAGCUUGGAUCUCAUCCACUGUCCAACGGUGGAGUUGCCCGUCCUAAAAACCGGCAACUAUCGCUCACACAUCGUAGGCAUCAGGCGGUGGGAUGCGAAGGUGAUCGGUGUCGGUGGAAUUAAUGCGCCGAAAAAGCUUGCCUGCCUUUGCCUGAACGGUACGAAACGGACGCAGCUGCUCAAGGGGAAGGAUGAUAUGCGCCAGGAUGCGGUAAUGCAGCAGGUGUUCGGUAUAAUGAACAUACUGCUGCGCCACGAUAAGGAAACGGCGCACCGGAAGCUGUCCGUGCGCACGUACAAGGUGGUACCGCUGUCGAGGCAAAGCGGCAUACUGGAAUGGUGCAACAACACGAUGCCGAUCGGUGCGUGGUUGCUUUCCGGGCAUGCCAAGUAUCGGCCGCAGGACCUGGAACCGACAGCGGCGCGGAAAAAGUUUUCCAAUAACGCGGUGGCCGGCAUGACGUUGCCGAAGAAGCUGAAAAACUAUGAAGAAAUCUGUGACAAAAUUCGGCCCGUCUUUCGGCACUACUUUCUCGAGCAGUACCUGAAGCCGGGCGUGUGGUUCGAGCGGCAGCAGAACUACAUCAAAAGUGUGGCCGCCAGCUCGAUGAUCGGGUACGUGCUGGGCAUCGGCGAUCGGCACGUGCAGAACAUCCUGAUCGACAAGCUAACAGGGGAGGUGAUCCAUAUUGAUUUUGGCAUAGCGUUCGAGAUGGGGAAAAAUCUGCCCACCCCGGAGACCGUCCCGUUCCGCUUGACGCGUGACAUUGUGGAUGGUAUGGGGAUAAGCGGUGUUGAGGGUGUUUUCCGCAAAUCGUGCGAGAAAACGCUGGAAGUGUUGCGGAACAAUCAGACGGUGAUCCUCGCCAUCCUGGAGGUGCUGCUGUACGAUCCGCUCUACUCGUGGAACGUGCUGUCAAACAAGAAAGCAAACCGUCGGCAACAGCAAGCCUUCCUUUCGCCAUCCGGUGACGCUGAUGAGGCCGAUGGAGCGGUCGGUGGUCUGCCGAUGGAUGCGGCUAAUAUCAAUGUGACGGCCGAGCGUACGUUGAUGCAGGUGGAAGAGAAGCUGCUUGGCCAGGAGGACAACAAGUACAUCUCAGUCGAUGGGCAGGUGCAAAUGCUAAUCUUCAACGCAAUGAACAAGCGCAAUCUCUGUCAAGUGUUUGCGGGAUGGCAACCGUACCUGUGAGCAAGUGAGUGUGUGAUAAAGCCGGUGAUAGUGUUAUCUUUUA